AUGUUUGAAGCUCAAAGUUCUUAUAACAAUUUUGAUGAACAUAUGAAUUAUGAAAUAUCAUCACGUUCGGAAAAUGAUGAUGGCUUUGCUUUACCGUCUAUUAAAUAUGUUACAGAUAUCUUGCCUGUGUUUGAAAAUACUUAUGAAGGUAUAAGUGGAAGUGUCUAUGAAGGUGCAAGUGGAAGCAUUUAUGGAGUAAGUGAAGGUGUUUAUAAAUAUGUAAGUGGAAGCGUUUAUGAAGGUGUAAUUGGAAGCAUUUAUGAAGAUAUGAGUGGAAGCAUUUAUAAAGGUGUAAAUGAAAGCAUUUAUGAAGAUAUAAAUAGAAGCAUUUAUAAAGGUGUAAGUGAAAGCGUUGAAGACAAUAUAUUUGAUGAUUUUGAAAAUGAGCCCAUAACCAAAAGUGUUAAAAAUAACAUAUCUGAAGGUGGUAAUUCCGAAGAUGAAUUUAAGAAUAGUCCACUAAGAGAAAUACAUAUCGGGCAAACCUUUACUUCUUUUGAAGUGCUUGAACAAUGCUUAAAACACUAUUUAACUCGAAUGAGGUUUAAAACAAAGAUAGUAGAUCCUAUGAAAAAUCAAGAAUGGAAGUCAGCAUAUAUUGAUUGUGAGUUUUUGCUAAAUGUUUCAUAUCAAAAAUGUCCAAAUCUUGUCUUUGUCAACAAGUUUAAUGAGAAGCAUACUCACAAUUUGAGUAAAAGUGAAUCACUUCAACAAUUUUUACCAUCUUUUCAAAAAAUUUUGGAGCAAACAAAAUUAGCUACUGGCAAUCUUCAACCAAAAGUUCAAGAGUAUUGUGAUCAUGUAUUAUAUUUAACUAAGGAAUGUUGGGCUUAUGUAUUCACAAAGCGAAAAUUUUCGGCCAAUACACAUUCAACACAAUGUAUUGAAAAUGAAGCAAAAUAUACAAAACUGCAAGAAUUUUGGAAUAUGAAUCCAACAGCUAGUCUUCUUAAUGUUUCUAAUAUGAUCUUUAAAAAUAUUGAUGAUAUGUAUAAAAAGUAUCUCACACAAAAUUCAUUGGUAUUGCAACAAAAGCAAAUAUUAGAAAAAGAUGACUAUGAGAAGCUACAAAUAUUAUUGAAUAUGGCUUUAGAGAAUUGUACUGAAAGCCAAUUAAUACCAUUCCGUUGGUACUCUGGGGAAGGUCUUUUAAUAUUUGAUACAAGUCAAGAAUUAUCUAUUCAAGUAAUAAAAGAUAAUAAUAGACCACUUCAAACAGAAACAUUCCAAGUAUUAGAAAAAAUUCGAGGACAAGAAAUUAAUAAUCGAGAUGCUAUAAAGUCAGAUUCAAAAAAAGCUACUUAUAGUCGUGGUCUUGAACUUUGUAAGAAAGCCUUGGAUAUGGCAAUGAUGAGCAGCUCAAAUGGGGUUUUGAAAGAAUUUAUGAUUUCAAAUCCAAUUCAAUAUAAAGAUAAAGGUCACCCUUCAAGCAAGAGAUAUUUGUUAGCUAUUGAGAAUCAUGGUACCAAGAAUGCUUGUUCAAAUAAUCAAAAUGAAACAGUGUCAGGAUCAAUGAAAAAAAACAAGCAUCAAUGUGCUCUGUGUAGAUCAUGA
Racocetra persica is the source of this 1554-nucleotide messenger RNA. Lineage: Eukaryota; Fungi; Glomeromycota; Glomeromycetes; Diversisporales; Gigasporaceae. The record is from the annotation of a GenBank genome assembly.